AUGUUCACCCUGGCGGAGACGCGGGCGGCGGACUCCUCGGAGUCCGCGUCCCGAGCUGCAGCGCCGUCGCCGUCGAGCCUGAUCCUGAGCCACCGCAGCAGCAGCAGCAGCAGCAGCAGCAGCAGCAGCAGCGACGCGGGGGCGGCGGCUCUUUCGCAGAUUCUUUCGCUGGACCCGACGGACGAGGCGGCGGUGGCAGCAGCAGCAGCGGCCGCCGCGCGCCCCGCAGCAGCAGCGGCGCUCGCGCGGCGGCCCGUGCUGCUGCAGACCUCCCUCGGCCCGCUGCUGCUGCAGCUCUACUGGGCCCACGCGCCGCGCUGCUGCCUCAACUUCUUCCUCCUCGCCCGCCGCGGCGCCUUCGACAACUCCCUCGUGCUGCAGGUCGGCCCGCAGUGGGCGCUGGCCGGGGACCCUUCGGACUCGGGGCGGGGCGGAGUUUCUGUUUUCGGGAGGCCCUUCGAGGACGAGAUUCACCCAGGUGGCUAG
Molecule: messenger RNA, 486 nt
Organism: Eimeria tenella
Lineage: Eukaryota; Apicomplexa; Conoidasida; Eucoccidiorida; Eimeriidae
Product: Peptidyl-prolyl cis-trans isomerase, related
Exons: 1
Coding region: 1-486 (161 amino acids)
Biological process (GO): protein peptidyl-prolyl isomerization
Cellular component (GO): catalytic step 2 spliceosome
Molecular function (GO): peptidyl-prolyl cis-trans isomerase activity
Source: RefSeq, a predicted model, not a curated record